Messenger RNA from Rotaria sp. Silwood1, 3182 nucleotides. NCBI's taxonomy places the organism in Eukaryota, Metazoa, Rotifera, Eurotatoria, Philodinida, Philodinidae. The record is from the annotation of a GenBank genome assembly.
GAGAUCUACUUUUGGGCACAAUAUGAGCUGAAACGGCGGGUAUCACUUGGGAAUGUUCCCUCGUUAGUAUGAUUUGUCUUAAGUCAUAUGAUUAGGAUUAGACCUAUCAGUUAGAAGGAUACUGAAGUUUUCGAACUUGUUGCCUUACCUUCAACGAUUCCAUCGUGACUUAUAACAAACAAUUUGUUAUGUACAUUAGAAAAAAAAACAGAACAAUGAUUAACACAAAAAGAUACGCGAGCAGACGAAAUGUUUUGAUACUGCACACAUUUGAAAAAUACUAUUAGUUCAGCUGGUAGAUAUGAAAAUAAUUGUUUGAUUAUCUUUAAAUAGCUCGAUCGUAUAUAUGAAGACAUAGUUUGUUUUUUUUUUGACUUUUUUAAUUUCAAUUCGAACAAAAAAGUGAAUAUGAGUAUUGUUCUAUAUCUUUUCUUCAUAUGUUAUUCAUAAGACUUAAAAUAAUUGAAUUAUUUAUUUUAUAUGUAUAUGAAAAGAAAAUUAUUGAAAUAGAAUUUAUUUAGAUUCAAACACUUGAUAAAAUUCUUAUUUAUGAAGCACCAGGUGAUGUUCCACAUGAUAUGAAAUAUAAAACAACAUUUAAAAUCAAUAAAAAUAUUGAAUGUAGUUCAAUGAUUGUAACAUCAUCAUAUAUUAUAACAUGUCAAGAUAAACGUUUACAUUGUUUUAAUUUUUCUGGUGAAGAAAUACGUGUUUGGCAAAUGGAUAGUCCAAUACGUUAUUUAAAAUUAAUUGGUGGUCCAUCAGAAUAUGAAUCUGUAUUAAUUGGAUUAAAAAAUGGUGGUGUUUAUCAAGUAUUUGUUAAUAAUCCAUUUCCUCAAUUAUUAGCUAAACAAAAUAGUGUUAUAUAUUGUGUUGAUAUGAAUGUAAAUCGUACAAAAGUUGCAAUUAUUGAUGAUACAUUAACACUUUUUGUUUAUAAUGCUCGAACAAAAGAAUUACUUUAUCAAGAACCAAAUGCACAAACCGUAGCUUGGAAUAUUUCAUUUCCUGAUAUGCUUGCAUUUUCAGGUGAUGGUUUUAUUAAUAUUAAAGUAGCUGAUUUUCCAGUUUAUAGACAAAAUUUACAAGUACCUAUGAUUGAUGCUGAAGUAUCGGGUCUUAUUGUUGGUUUUAAUGGUUGUACUAUAUAUUUAUUACAUUUAUGUACUAUGAGUGGUAUAACUGUUCCAGUAACAGAUGCUGUUUAUCGUUAUAUGGGAAAAAGACAACUUGAUAAUGCAUAUCAUUUAGCAUGUUUAGGUGAAACAAGUAAAACAUGGGAAGCAUUAGGACAUGCUUGUUUAGAACAAGGACAAUUUAAUUUAGCAAAAAAAUGUUUUAGUCGUAUAAGAGAUGUGAAAUAUUUGAAUUUAUUAGCACAAUUUGAAGAAGCAACAAAACGUGGUGAAAAUAAAAUGAAUAUUUAUCUUGGAGAUUAUUAUGCAUAUAGUGGUCGAUUUCAAGAUGCAGCAAGAAAUUAUCAACAUGGUGGAGCACCUGAACGUGCAAUGACUAUGUUUUCAGAUUUACGAAUGUUUGAUCAAGCUAAAGAAUAUAUGGUAGCAGGUGAUAUGGAUCAACAAAAAUUAUUAAAUAAACAAGCUGAAUGGGCUAUUACAAUGAAUGAACAACGUCGUGCUGCUGAAUUAUUUGUCGCUGCUAAUGAUUAUCAAAAAGCAAUUGAUUUAGCUGGAAAAAAUAAAUGGACUGAUUUAUUAGCAUCAAUAACAAGUAAAUUAGAUAAAUCUCAAAUAGAUCUUUUACGACGUUGUGCACGUUAUUUUGUUGAAAUGAAACAAUAUACAUAUGCUGCUGAUGUUUAUGAAAAAAUGGGUGAUAUUAAAUCAUUACUUGAUAUGCGUGUUAUUUUAUCUCAAUGGGAUGAAGUAUUUAUCUUAGUUCGUCGUUAUCCAACAUAUGCAUCUGAUGCAUAUUAUCAUUAUGGUCAAUAUUUAGCUGAACAUGAUCGUUUUGUUGAUGCACAACGUGCAUUUCAUAAAGCUGGUCGUGUUAAUGAAGCACGAAAUGUUUUACAAGCAUUAACAAAUAAUGCUGUUAAUGAAACACGUUUUAAUGAUGCUGGAUAUUAUAAUUGGUUAUUAUCAAAAGAAUAUUUAAUUGCAUUAAGUGAAACAUUAAAUGAUGAUUUACGUGCUGAUUUAUAUAAACGUUAUCAUCGUUGUUCAUUAUUAGCUGAUCUUUAUUAUGCAUAUCAAUAUAUAUAUGAAUAUACAACAGAACCAUUUGUUGAUACACCACCUGUUAUAUUAUUUAAUAUAGCACGUUUUAUAUAUCAUAAAUUAGCUAAUUUAGCUGGUGAUAUACCACCAGCAUUAUCAAAAUUUCGUACAUGUUAUGCUGCAUGUAAAAUAGCUAAAAUUUUAAAUGCUAAUAAAUUUAGUCGACAAAUGAUUUAUUUAAUGCGUGAUUUAACAUUUACACAUAAUUUAGGUAAUAAACGUAUUGAAAUAGAACAAUUAGCAUUAGAAAUGGAAGCACGAACAUUUAGUGAUGAUCAUGAAUUAUUACCUUUAUGUUAUCGUUGUUCACAUCAUAAUGAAUUAUUAAAUGUACGUGGUAAUGAAUGUUCAAGUUGUGGAAGUCCAUUUGUUCUUUCAUUUCUUUCAUUUGAUGUUCUACCAUUGGUUGAAUUUAUUCUACCAUCGGAUAUAAGUGAUGAAGAUGCUUUAAAUCUUCUUGAACAAGUACCAAAUAGUCAAUUAGAAAAUCCUACAUCAUCAUCAACAAAAAUAAAUCAAUCAACAACAAAUCGUCUUGUUAUAACUGAACAAGGAAAUACAACACGUGCUGAAGAUAAAGAUCCAUUUUUAAAAAAAAUGAGUAAAUAUAGUUCAAAUCCAGAUGAAUAUCGACCUGUUGUUGUUGAUCGUGCUUUACUUAAAGCAAUGGAUCCAUCACUUGUUUUUGUUUGUAAAUGGCCAUUUCCAUUAAGAUGGAAAUGGUAUAGAAUUAUUGUACCUGAACAACCUGUUGGUCGAUGUAGACAUUGUAAUAAAUUUUUUCAUAAUGAUGAAUUUGAAUUAGCUUUAUUAGAACAAAGUGGUUGUCCAUUCUGUCGUAAUAAAAAAGAUAGUGAUACGAUAGACGAAAUUGAAAUUAUAAUUUCGUCCGAUAUGUUCUUAGUCAAAAUUAAAAUUUUAAUUUCGUCCAGACGAAAUUAA